Messenger RNA from Bombina bombina (fire-bellied toad), 4325 nucleotides. RefSeq names its product GRAM domain-containing protein 2B. Bases 2086 to 2427 code for a protein of 113 amino acids. The transcript has 4 exons. Lineage: Eukaryota; Metazoa; Chordata; Amphibia; Anura; Bombinatoridae. The record is from RefSeq and is a predicted model, not a curated record.
UUCGACUGCGGCUUCUUUUGGGAGGUAGGUUCUUCAAACGGGUAGUGUCUUCUGUUUAGGUCCGCCUGUCUUGUCCCUCCCUAUUCAUCUGUGCCCUCUAGCUUGGGUUUUGGUUCCCAACAGUAAUUGAUGAAGAUGUGGACUCGCCAUAUCUUAGGAAAGAAAACAAAAUUUAUGCUUGCCUGAUAAAUUUUAUUUAUUUCCGGAUAUAUGGUGAGUCCACGGCCCCGCCCUUUAUUUCAAGACAGUUCUUUUUUACUAAACCUCAGGCACUUAUACACCUUGUGUUACGCCUUUUUUUUUUCUUCUUUUCAUUCCGGUCAUAUGACUGGGGGUUGUGGGAAGGGGAGUGAUACGUAACAGCUUGGCUGUGGUGCUCUUUGCCUCCUCCUGCUGGCCAGGAGUGAUAUUCCCAACAGUAAUUGAUGAAGCCGUGGACUCACCAUAUCCGGAAAUAAAUUUAUCAGGUAAGCAUAAAUUUAGUUUUUUUGAAUAUGGGAGUGACCUUUGCAUAUUUGAAAGAAGAUAGGAAUUAACUGGUAGAAAGGAAUAGGUUUAAUAUGUGUUGGUCCAUUAAAAAGUAUCACAAUCUACUUAAGGAACAUUCUCUGUGGGACCAAUACAGCAACAACACCUUCUGUUGAAGAUGUGCAUAAGAGCUGGAGUGAGGGUGGAAGACAGAAAAGGUAUUAGAUGUGAAGGGAUAGGGUUAAGCAGGCAGGUAGUGAUGCAUGAGGAAGACAGUAAGGAACAAACUUUAUUCUCAGUGGCUGGGGGGUGACUGUGGGUUGAGAUGGAAGAUUGCAGGCUUGUGUUGGGAUCUUAUUUUGGAUAGUAUGCAUUUUGUUUAAAAAGUAGUCUGCCAGGUCUUGAACACUAAAGAUGGAUGAAGGGGUGGUGCAGAUGGGUAGAAAAGGGUUGUUUAAGUUUGGAGGAAAUAGCUAUAAGAGAAGUAGCUUUGCUUGGCUAAGUGAAGGGCAGAUGUGUAUGAAGGAAGAAUGAACUUUUAUAAUGGAAGAAAUCCUGUUCAAAGCAAGAUUUCCUCCAGACGCUCAGCAGUGCGUGAGCAUAUGUGCAGGGGAGAGAGUAUCGUUAUAGUGGAGGUGUGAGGGAGGAGAUGUUGAAUAAGUUUGGAAAAUUGGAGUGGAUCCACAGCGUGCAGAUUUCUACAGGUGCAGGGGUGAGACAGAGAAAUGGGUUUAGCUAGUACAUUAAGAUUAUAGGUGAUCAGGUGGUGGUCUGAAAUGGGAAAGGGUGACAUAUAUACAGCAGGGGUAAGAAAAUAUCAGGCCAAUAAUGUUUUUGUCGAGGUGAGUACUGGUAGGCAAUUUAGUGAAUUGUGAGAGGCUGAAGGAGGAUGUGAGUGAAAGAAGUUGAGGCAGCAGGGGGCAGAUGGGGUAUUAAGUCCACCAGUAUUAGAGCGGGUAUAUUUAGAGAGAGAAAGGGAGGAAGCCAGGCGGCAAAGUUGUCAAGGAAUUGGGAGGUUGGUCCAGGAGGCCGAUAGAUGAGUCGAAUGCAGUGAGGAGGAGGAGACAUGGAAGUGGAGGCAGGUACUUGUAGGUGCAGGAGGGGGAGAGCAAGAUCCCAACACUACCACCAUAUCACUCACCUGCCCUAGGGGUAUGGCUAAUGUGGAGAUCACCAUGUGUGAGCAGCAAUGGAAGCAGUAGCUAAAAGGUUGAAAGAGUUAGAAAGAAACGGGUUGUGGCGUUUGUUGCAGACAGAACAAGCAUUUUAGAAAGCACAAGAAAAGAGAGGGGAUAAGUGCUGUGGGUUAAUGGAGAUGAAAUUGUUAGAAUUGUGUGGCCUAGAGUUUUUACUUUGGGAGAUUGAGCAAGAGUGUGAACAUUUGGUAAUUGUUAUGGGGCCAAGGUUGGGAGAGAUGUCACCAGCAGCAAGGAGUAGUAGAAGUGAGAGAAGGCGAGAGUGAGAAUUGUAACAGCGGGUAUGAUGGGAGACAGCGGAAGACAGGCUAGACAUAUAUAAAUAGUAUCUUGUUUUCCUUUCCAUUGUUACUAGACCUAUAAUCUCUCACAUUUCAAGCAUACCAAAGCAUAAAUUUGCAUUCCUUCUCAGAAAAACAAAAUGUUUCAUUUAUAUCAUUUAUUAGGACAUAUGAAAUUUCUCCAGAACCUGGGCUUUGGGAAGAUGGUUUCUUUGAAUGGCUUGCUCCUUUUCUAUGCAAUUCUUGUGUGCCUGCUCCUAUUUUCAACAUUCUACAUGCAGUCUAGAAUUGGAUAUCUGGAAGAGAGACUCUCCUCCAUCAGCCCAUUUAAGGACCGUUCCUUUAAGGACUUGACAUUAGACCCAGGUCUGGGAAACUGGCAUAUUAAUGCAAAUGCAAUUUGUGAUGAAUUGACCGCCAACCUGGCAAAACUAGACAAGAUUCAAAGAAAUCUUCAACGUCUUCUGGAAGAUACAAAUUAAUUGAAUUAGGAAAUGAAGAAUCUAGUGAAUUAUUUUUCACUUCCAUGAUGGCCUCUGCUGGACAGAGUUUACUCUUCUUCUAAAGCUUAAUGCACCGAAGUCAGGUCUUCCACCUCAGGAAUGUUUGCAAUUACUACCGUGAUGCUGGCAAAUUUAUUUUUGUAUACAUUGCUUCUAUUUCAAAUGAGGAUAUUCUGCAUUUCACUGUGAAAAUAAGUACUUACAAAUAUUUUGCACAUAUUUCAAGAAUAAUUUAUAAGGAAACACUCCAUUUUAUAUAUUUUAUUUAUCUUCAUGUAUCGUAUGCCUGUAUUGAAAUGUGAUAUCUUGAUAGAAAAAAAUUUUCCUACAUGUUUUUACUGUACAUUUAAAGGGACAGUUAAGUGAAAAUUAAACAUUGGUGACCAAUUUUCUUCUUAUCAAAUUUGCUUUGUUGUCUUGGAAUUAUUUGUUGCUUAGGAGUGUGCAUGUGCCUUUAGUAUUCUAUAGUAGCAGUUUUUGCAACUAUGUAUAACAUUGUUGUAAACAUUGUUGUAAACACUGCUGCCAGAUGGGUAAAGACAUGUGCACGCUCCUGAGCUCACCUAGGAUUGAUCUUUAACAAAGGAUACCAAGAGAACAAAGUCAUAUUUAUAAUAAGUCAAUUAAAAUGUUUAAAAUGCCAUGCUCUAUCCAAUCUAUUUAAAGGGACACUAAACCCAAAUUUUUACUUUCAUGAUUCAGAUAAAACAUGCAAUUUUAAGCAACUUUCUAAUUUUCUCCUAUUAUCAAUUUGUCUUUGUUCUCUCACUAUCUUUAUUUCAAAAUCACAAAUGUGAUGCAUAGAAGCCGGCCCAUUUUUGGUUGAGAACCUGAGUUAUGCUUGCUUAUUGGUGGGUAAAUGUCAGCCUCCAAUAGCAAGCGCUAUCCAUGGUGCUGAACCUAAAAUGGAUAAUAGGAGUAAAUAAGAAAAAUUGAUAAUAGGAGUAAAUAAGAAAGUUGCUUAAAAUUCCAUGCUCUAUCUGAAUCAUGAAAGAAAACAUAUGGGUUCAGUGUCCCUUUAAGUUUAAUUUUGACUUUACGGUCACUUCACAGCUGCAACAUAAUUUUACUUUUACAUAACUGCAAAAAUGGAUUUUGUAUACGGUAAGAAUAGUUGCCUAUCUAGUGUAACUUAAAUGAGCAUUAUUUGUAGCAGACUGCUGUUUGCAAACAGCCAGAAGUUGAGGAAAUAUUGACCUAUACUCCAUAAUGUAGUUAAUGUAACAAUUAAAUAUGUCUGUUUGAAACCAGAGCUCAUUCAACUAACCAGUUAGACUUGUUUACGUUACAUUUUAUUGUAUGGUGAUGUAGCUUUUAGUUUGAAAAUGCAACAUUUCAUUACAUCUGCCUAGGUCCGUUCUUGAUUAUUUCAUUUUUUAUUUUUUUUUGUAACUUUAUUUAUACAGUAUAAAAAUACUGAUCACAUUGACAUUUUCACCCUGUAUAGUCUGCAUUGUGUAUUUUGUACACUUGCUUAAAACUUGCACAAUGGCAUUGUAAAACAGCCACAGAAUACAGUGUUAUAUUUUGUGGUGUUGAGUUUAAAAAGCAAGAUAUUUUAAAGUUUUUGUUCUUGUCUAAUAAUUUUUGCUUUGCACUUUUUAAGUUUGUUUUUGUUUUAUUUUUUGUAAUCUCAAUUUAUUUUGUAUGCGACCAAAAAAGAAUAUUUUUGAAUUAUUUAUAAAACUCUAAUCUUUUCUGGGAUUAAAUCUAUUUUCUUCAAGUUGGGGUUAGUUGUAAAAAAGAAAAUGGAUAUAUUACAGGCUAAAUUGGUUCAGAAUAAAUUUUGCUUAAAAGGGGUACACUUUAUACAUUUCUGUGAAAUGUUUUUUUCAUACUGUUAAUAUGUUCAAUAAAACUUUAUUUAUGCUGUCAAA